UCAGGUGGCGAGGACGGUGGGCUCUAUUUUCUGGCAUCAAAGCCCAGAUCCUAUGCACAGCGCUGAGAGCCGCCCCAGCUGGCUAGGCCGUCCUGCUUUAGGAUUUCUACUGGCUGCAGACUGCGGGAAGCACCCGGGGAGACCCUCCAACGACAAUGACAGGGUCUUACUCUGUUGCCCAGGCUGACCAUGAACUCAUGAAUUCUCCUGCCUCAGUCUCCCAAAUGCUGACAUUACAGAAGGAAGUGACCUUUGAGGAUGUGGCUGUGAACUUCACCAUGGAGGAGUGGGCUUUGCUGGAUCCAUCCCAGAAGAAGCUCCACAGAGAUGUGAUGUGGGAAAACUUUAGGAAUCUGGCUGCUAUAGGAGGAAACUGGGAUGACCAGCAAAUUGAAGAUGAGUACAAAAAUUUCAGGAAAAAAUUAAGAAGUGCAGAUGUAGAUAAGUGCUCUCAAUAUAAAUUAUGGUAUCAACAUGGAAAAAUGGUUUUUAUGAUUCCUGAUACAAAUGUGCACAUGAAACUUCUUGGUAUAAAAGCAGGUGAAAACCUUGCAUAUGGAAAGCCUGUGAUUGGUCAUUCAUCACCAACCAUGCCUAUCAUACAUAAUGCUGGACUCAAAUCAUAUGAACUCCAUGGAUUUGAACAGAAGCUGUCUAACUGUAACAGACAUGAGAAUACCUCCACUGACUUUCAGUCCAUUCAGAAACAUGCAGAGUCAGAUCCUGAAGAAAAACGCUAUGGAUAUAAGCUAUGUGGAAAAUCCUACUCUGAUUAUAUUGAAGGAAGUAACACUGAAGAAAAAUCCUUUGAAUAUAAGCAAGAUGUGAGAACCUUCAGUACACCCAACUAUGUUCAAGUUCAGGAAAGAAAUGACAUUAGGGUGAAUACCUAUAUAUAUAUACAACAUGGAAAAGGUUUGAAUUCUCACCAUAAUAUUCAGGAACAUGAAAGAGCUCACACUGGAACAAAAUCCCCUGUAUAUAAACACUGUUGGGAAUCCUUAAAUAGCAAUACUCCAUUUAUUCAUCAUGAAAGAACUCACAUUGAAGGAAAACCCUAUGUAUGUAAGCAAUGUGGGAAGGCUUUUAACAAACAGAGUCGUUGUCAAAGACAUGAACGAACUCACACUGGGGAGAAGCCAUAUGUUUGUAAGCAAUGUGGGAAAGCUUUCAGCACACAAAGUUAUUGUAAAAUACAUGAAAGAGCUCACACUGGAGAGAAACGUUACGUAUGUAAGCAAUGUGGGAAGAACUUCAUCUCACAUUCUUCUUGUCAGAAACAUGAACAAACUCACAGUGAGAAUAAACACUAUAUAUGUAAGCAAUGUGGAAAAGCUUUCAGCAUGCACAGUAAUUGUCAAACACAUGAAAGGACUCACACUGGGGAGAAACCCUAUGUAUGUAAGCAGUGUGGGAAAGCUUUCACCACACGCAGUUAUUGUCAAAGACAUGAACGAACUCACAUUGGGGAGAAACUGUUUGUAUGUAAGCAAUGUGGGAAAGCUUUUAGCACACAUGGUUCUUGUCAAAUACAUGAACAAACUCACACUGAGGAGAAAUGCUAUAUAUGUAAGCAAUGUGGGAAAGCUUUCAGCACACACCGUUAUUGUCAAAGACAUGAACGAAAUCACACUGGGGAGAAGCCCCAUAUAUGUAAGCAAUGUGGGAAAGCUUUCAGGACACAGAGUCAUUGUAAAAUACAUGAAAGGACUCACACUGGGGAGAAACCCUAUGUAUGUAAGCAAUGUGGGAAAGCUUUCACCAGGCACAAUCAAUGUAAAAUACAUGAAAGGACUCACACUGGGGAGAAACCCUAUGUAUGUAAGCAAUGUGGAAAAACUUUCAGGACACAGAGUCAUCGUAAAACACAUGAAAGGACUCACACUGGGGAGAAACCCUAUGUAUGUAAGCAAUGUGGGAGAGCUUUCACCACACACAGUUCUUGUCAAAAACAUAAAAGCACUCACACUGGGGAGAAGCCCUAUGUAUGUCACCAAUGUGGGAAAGCUUUCAGCAGGCGUAGUGAAUGUAAGAUACAUGAAAGAAUUCACACUGGGGAGAAACCCUAUGUAUGUAAGCAAUGUGGGAAAGCUUUUGGGACACAAGGUAAUUGUCAAAAACAUGAAAAGACUCACACUGGGGAGAAACCAUAUGUAUGUAAGCAGUGUGGGAAAGCUUUUACCAGACAUAGUCAUUGUCAAAAUCAUGAAAGGAUUCACACUGGGGAGAAACCCUAUGUAUGUAAGCAGUGUGGGAAAGCUUUCACUACUCACAAGGAUUGUCAAAGGCAUGAAAGGAAUCACAGUGUAGAAACCCUACGUAUGCAAGUAAUAUAGAAAAACUUUUCAGUUACUCUAGUAUAAUCAUCAUAUGCUUUAAAAAAAAGAGGAAAUUAACUUUGAAUAUAUAAAGUGACUUGCAAUGAACUGAAAUGACAGUGCAGAGAAGCCCUUUCUUUGUAUGCAUAUAAAAAAUCUUUCAGUACACGUGUAUUAUUACAUCCCUGAAAUAAUUCAUAGAACAGAGAAUGAACAGUAUGGGAAAUGUUUUUUUUUCUCAAUGCAUUCAAGUUAAUGAAAAUUCACAAGAGAGGAAAGCCAUGUGUAUGCAAUAAAUAUAGGAACCCUUCCAUUUUCCACAUACCUUGAAAAUAGUGAAAGAACUCCCACUGAAGAGAAAGCCUAUGUAAAUAAUGUGUGAAUGCUUUUUGUGAUCCUCAUAACAUCAGAAAACAUGCACAAACUUAAAAUGAGAUUUAGUAUAAAUACCAAACAUGAGAGAGCUAAGAGUCAGAAUGACCAAGAUAGGUGUGUUAGGGAUGAGAUAACACUUUCAAAGCACACAUGCAGAGAAUGUCUUUCUCCAAUAUAUUUAUGGAUUAAUGGACUGAUGAGUUUGGAAAGUGCAUUAUAAUGUUAAAUUCAGAGUAACAAAGCACCUUGUAUCCAAGUCUUCAAUACAUGGCCUUUAAGGGACAUUUUACAUGCAAACCAUUGCCUUAGUUAUAAGGUAAAGUGAAGUUUAUUCACACAGUGAAAUUUUAUUGUCUCAAAUGAAAUCCUCCAUUUGUGACAAUGUAGAUUAACCAAAACGUCAUUAUGUGAAAUGUGCCAUGCAUAGAGAAAACUUGAUCAUCUUUGUUUUUAGCAUCUAAAAUUGACAACUUUAAAGAGAGAGUUUAGUGAUGGUUGCCAUGUGUGUAGGUGGGUAAGUUGAUGUUAAUGAGAAAGCACAAUGUUUUUCUUCUAGAGUACAAAAUGGCAUAAAUCCUGUAGUUACUACAGGGAUUGAUGCAGUGCCACACAGAAUUAUAAUUUGCUAGAAGUUGUUUUUAGUGUUUUCUCCAUAUACCCAAAAGGUAAUUGUGUUAGGUGAUGGAAAUGCUAUCAAAGAAGAAUGUGAUAAUUUUGCAAUAUAAACAGCAACACAUCACACUGUAAACAUUCAAUACAUGAUUUUAUUAUUUUUUGUUAAAUGAAAUGAAUAAAAUUAAGUUAGCAAAAAUAACAUCUAUGGUUUCAUGAUGUGUCCACAGAAUCUCUUCAGUUUUUACAAAUGUAAUUUAGUUUAUACUAUAUUUAUUUCUGAAAGUAUUCAGUAUUAGUUGGUCCAAAGGUUGUUGGAUAUUCUUAAAAGUGUUGAUUAUUUUGGUGAGAUUUAUACUUGGUUCAUUGGAAAUGUAAAAUAGUUUUUUGAAGAUAUAAUUUGGAAACAAUUGACAUUUUCCUGAGUUCAUUUCAUCCCAUUUUGACAGAAAAUUGUUAUAUAUGUGUUCAGAAAACUUUCUACAUUUUAAAAGCACUUAAGCUUGUUUGUCUGAUUUAAUUCACUUAACAUGUUUUCAAAGUGUAUCCAUUUUCCUAUGAAUGGCCUGAAUAUACCCUUCUUUAUAGCCAAGUAGUAUUCCAUUAUGUAUAGAGACCAUAUUUUAUUCAUUCAUCUGUUAAUGGACAUAUACAAGGAAACAGCUCAUUGGCAAAUGUAAGGGAUUAGGAGGCCAAGGAUGGGAAGAAGGAGAUGUAAGAUUUCAUGUCAUGUACCAAGUGUUGACAAUGAAUGCAGUCUUUAUAUGUCAAAAACAUAAUAAUGAUAAUAAAUUUAAUAAUGAUGAUGAAAUGAGGAAAGGUGAUCUCAAGCCAGAGGGAGGGUGGUAGGUGAGGAGGGGAGGAGAAAUUGUAAGAAUCAAAUACAUAGGCCUGGUCUCUAAGAUAAAUGUGGACAUGUACUCCAAACGUGUAUUAAUUAAGAAGCAUAAUACUUAAAUAUUUAAAGACAUUUCAUACUUUUUUCUGCUUCCUAAAGAUUUAUCAGAAGAUGUGUUGAAAAUAUGUAAAAUGCCUUUGGACCUCUGUUGCAGGUUUCUUUAGUACUGAAUUCCUUAUAAACAUCUAUCUUUGUCAUAGGCUCCAACUAAAUGUAUUGACACCGAUUAAGCAGCAGUCCAUUGCGUGCACUUCAAUUGGUUACCCAUGGCAGUGAUUAUGUGAUUUUGUGAGGGGGAUGAAGUAGGUAUACACAUGCACCAGGUCAUGUGCGUCUAUCAGGUUGCAUUAGCAAACCGGAACAUGUAAUGUUUUUACUAUCUGGAUUCGACCAUGGCUAUUUGUAUGCCAUACCAUUCAACAAAAUAUAUAGACCCUGUCUUAGUACAUGGUACCAAACCUAACCAAAAUACCAUAGGAUUGUUUACUUUAUGAAUUAAUUUUCUCCCAGUAGUGAAACCUAGGAAAUUCUGUAACAAAGCACUGACAACUUCAAUAUCUAGUGAGACAUUGUUUCCAUAUGGUGACUUUUAGCCGAGUUCUCACAAGACAGGGAGGUGUACAAGGUGUCAUUGGCCUCUUUUACACGUAUAUGUGUCAUUGUUGAGGUUUCUUCACUCAUGACAAAUUCCAGAGACCUCACCUCCUCGUACCAUCACCUUGGGAAUGAGGUUCUAAAAAAUGCAUUUUGGGGUAACUAAACAUUCAGAACACAGAAACCAUUAUAUGAGGUUUUAUUGUGUUGAGCAGUGUAGUGGAUUGCAUGAGACUGUGUGUGUCCUCCAGCAGUUUUUAUGCUGAUAUACAGUACACACUUAAAAGUAUUUUGAAGACAAAAAUUUAAGCAAUCUUUUUCAAUUAGAAUUUAGAAAUAAUGCAAUUGUAGAUGUCAUGAACUGAAUUAGGCACAAAUUAUUCUUGAAAAGACAACUUUGAUCACCAUUUAUUUUGAGGUCCUCAAAUAGUAAAAGUAAAUGACAGAGGUUUUUGCCAGGCUCAUAAAAUAAUUUCCCAUGUUAUCAGUGCCUGCUGCCUGAAAUUGAGCUCUUAGCAUAGCCAAAAAUUGUUACAGAAGGCAGAAAAAGAAUGUUCAAGGUGCAGUUUCUGAGGUCAUCAGAGGAUCAGCAUAGAAUCUGCAGUGUGAUGUAAGUUUUAAUUUCACUAUUAUUUCAGGCUAGUACAGUAUAUUUCCAAAUGCAUUUCAUUUCCCCACUUGCCAAUUCUUUUCCAAAGGAAUUUCAGCAUGGUCACACCUCUCUCUUAACUAAAAUACCUGACUUCUAUCAAACCCACUCCAUUAACUUCUACACCAGUGAGUUCUACAUGCUCUGAGUAAUAUAACCCUACUCGGCAUUUUCCACCUUCCUCUACCACCUCACAGCUUAGUGUAGUAAUGUCUUUAUUGGCUUCUUUCAAAAUGAAAACACCCCACUAGGUUUUUAAGGGGCACAUUUCACAUCUGUGGCCUUUUUCCAUCUUUCAGACCUAAUUUGUAGAAUGUGUAGUGAAGGCCAGAAUUAUUUCUUUAGCAAGCAUAUCAAAAGUUCAAGUCUGCAUUCAAUGCCCUGUAAACAUGUAUUUAGAAAGUGUGUACAUCCAGUAUGCAGGUCUUUGUCCAUGCAUUAUAUUUGGAAUCUUCUAAAGGACCUUUUUCAGGUGCAGUUUUGACUGCUUUUACUGAUGAGGCACCUGAAGCCCGAGAAAUAUGAAAAUAUCUCAAGUUCUCAUAAGUUACUCUGGAGAAGUGAAAAUGUAUGUGUAUGUUAUGAAUAUACUUAUCCCUAUAGUGGGCUCUACACCACCAGGAAGAUUUAAUUUUUUAAUAUAUAAUUUUAAUAUAUAUUUUAAUACAUUUAAUUUUUUAAUAUAUCCCCCCAAAGGGGGGGGGUUCUGUCCAAUCAACUUCAACAUGCUCUCAUAUUCAUACUUCCAGGAUGCUGCUGUCUUAUCCUGGAAUGGGAAUAAUAAUGGCUUUCUUAUUCAGUCAAGAAUAUGAGUGCUUUUAUAUAUUUUCUGUUCUUAUAUCAUAGUGUCAAAUAUAAGGAACUAAAAAGAACCUAAACACAUCCACUACACAUUUUCAGGUUGGAAAUUCCAAGAGCAUGGCACAAAAAUGUAGUCAAGUCUUCUGUUCUACACAGUACAUGAAGGGCAGAUAAGCAUAUGUGAGAUAAAAAGCAAGGGAAAGCUGUGCUGAUGCUAACUGUAAGCCAUUCUCAUGUUGAUAACAUCACUGUUCUCAUCAGGGAAAAGCACUCAUGCUCUUCACAUUUUACUGGGCCCAUAGCUCAACUGUCAUCAUUAGAUAUUCAGUUUGCAAUGCAGGAAUUUUGGGGAAUGUACUAAAUCUCAUAAUGGGUUAAUGGUUUGAAAUCUGAGAUGAGCCAGUUAGAAAUCCAGAGGACAAAAAUGUUUACAGUUACCCUUCAAUUUCCACAUUUGUAGAGACUGAAACCACGGUGUUGGUCAGUGUCUAUUUAUUGCUGUAUUGUCAUGAGAUUGCAUGACAGUGUGAUCCAGUCUUUCGGUAUACAUUACAUUCAUUUCCUUAAAAUAAAUUUCUCAUAUCACACAAAUAUAUCCAAUAUUCAAAACAGUAACAACACGGUUGAGUGAAAAGAAUCAAUUAGCUUGGGAGUAUUCAAAGAGUUUGUCUAAUGAGUGACUCUUCAAUGCCUUCCAUAGAAUGAUGUGCAUCUGCAUGGGAAGUAAAUGCAAUGGAAUACAUGCAUUGAUUACUAAGGCAUCUUUAUAAAGCCCUUGAUAAAUGAAAGUACUCUUUGUAGAAGAAUAUUACAGGAAGGGAAAUAUCAUGGAGAGCAGAAUUGGAGAGAAAGUGGGUGGAGUGUGUUCUAUGCACCUUAAUGUAUUCCUCAAUACUCUUUUCACUGAAAUAUUGAAGUGUAAUUCUACUCUCUUCUACCUCUAUUUUGUCUUUCUCUGGCCCAUGUGCCAUGACUCAUGAAUUGUUCUGUCAUCUGGUCUUUCCCUCAGUCUCCAUUUAUUCUCCAAAGGAGAAUCUUUUGUGACUUGAUUUUGUCAUGUCCAGAGUGUACUCGUGUUAUUAUGGAUCCUAUUAUGAAAUGCCUUGGUAUAUGCCCAUCUUCUGGUUGAACUGAAAUAUUUAAAAUUAAAGGAAAAGUUCUGGCUCAUCUCUAUCUCCUGUGAAAACUUUCUAAGCUCUCUGGCCAGGGAGCCUUGCAGAGUGAAUGUUUAACUCUUGUAGAAAAGGCAGUAGGACUGGAGAAUACAGUCAUGGGAAAUGACUUCACCGACAAAACAAAAAUAAGCAACAUGUUACCUGUCCUACACACAAAUGCCUUGAUACCUUUAUAUACUGUAGGUUUAAUGAAGUGAAAAUUGAGGGAUAGAAAAAAUGUCAAUUUCCAUAUCCACAAAGCUGUGUCUGGGGUCAUACUGAUGGCCACAGUUACGGAGAUUGUGAUACAUAGACAGGAAAAAAUAAAACAAAAGUGCCCAGUCAGAGGUGGUGUCUGGGUGAUGGUAAUGACUACUUUUCGUUCAACAAAAUCUGACACCCAUUUGUGAUAAAAACCAUAAAGAAAAUUGAAAUAGCUGGUCUUUAUCUCAACAUGAUAUCAACAUUAUCUCAAGAUGAUAAAAGCUAUCUAUGAACAGCCAACAUCAUACUAAAUGGUCAAAAACUAAAAUCUUUCACACUAAAAUCUUUC
This is a messenger RNA of Heterocephalus glaber (naked mole-rat), 7954 nucleotides long. The record is from RefSeq and is a predicted model, not a curated record. NCBI's taxonomy places the organism in Eukaryota, Metazoa, Chordata, Mammalia, Rodentia, Bathyergidae.